This is a messenger RNA of Cylicocyclus nassatus, 1583 nucleotides long. The record is from the annotation of a GenBank genome assembly. NCBI's taxonomy places the organism in Eukaryota, Metazoa, Nematoda, Chromadorea, Rhabditida, Strongylidae.
UGCAUGACGUGCUCAAUUUAGGAAAAUUAGGUUUUCGUGUCGGCUGAUCCAUCAGAAUGGCUGCCGACGAUGUCUCACAGACUUCGGAGCAGCAGUUACGCACGCUUCAAUUCAAGGACAAAGUGUCUCUGCUGAAUAAGGAAUUUAUACGGCAACUGCAGGAAUGGUACAAACAAUGCGCUCAUUAUGAUUUUUCGAAUUCUGUCAAGUCCUAUUUGGAACAUAUGAAAAGACUGGAUGAAAUGUAUUCUGGAAAGCCUUCGGUGAAAUCUACAGAUAAUUCCGCAACUCCGGUAGCAUCGACAUCAACACGGGUGAUAGCAAAGGCUAAGCGUCGGUUAUCUAACGCAGCAAAAGACAGUGAAUUGAACGAUUCGGUAAAGGUCUCAACGCCAGCAGGUGCCCCACCGCGGUUCAGCUUGGGAGGAAACGUAUCGGUAAUCAAGCCAAAUCUGGAUACUACAUUGACGGCAGCAACUCCCAAGGCAAAUGAUGCAGCUGCUACAUCGGGAACGGCUGCUGCUGCUGCAGGUGGUGCUGGUGGAAGGAAACGAGCGAUUCGUGGUGGUGGACCAGCGGGAGGAGCUGAAACGGUAGUGUUCCGCGGUACCGACUCAUCUAGUGUUUCUUCCGUGCAUGUGCCUCUCCCGACAACAAACUUACCGAAACCAACGCCAGGAUUCUGGUCAAGUCAAAAGAAGGACUCUAAUGAGAAUGAGAAUGCGAAGCCACUGAGCAGCGAAUCUAAUAAUAAAGAAGAUUCCAGUAAAGAACAAAACAAGAACUUCUUGACUGUUCCGGCUGUAUCCUUUGGUAAUGGCAAACCAUUCUCGUUUGCUGCAGCAAAAGAUGAUAAGGCAGCAUCUUCGGAGGCUUCGGGUGAUAAGAAGAAUGCUGAUACCACGGAACCAGAAAAGAAAAAACCAUUAACCUUCCCUAGCUUUGGUGCGAAGAAAGAUGAAGAGUCGUCCGAGAAGAAGCCUACGUUAACGUUCCCAACUUUUGGAGCAAAGAAGGAUGAAGAAGGCGGUGAAAAGAAAUCUACAUUGACGUUUCCCUCAUUUGGUGGUGCCAAGGACAGCAAAGAAGGUGAUAAGAAACCAACCCUGACUUUCCCGACGUUUGGAGGCGGAGCCAGCACUACAACAUUCGGAGGUGGAAGCACCACUGCACCCAGCGCCCCUUCCGGUGGUCUGAACUUUUCUUUCGGCACUUUGCCCAAGUCAAGCACGGAAGGAACAGAGUCGAAGGGAGAAGAAGAAGAAUAUGUCCCACCGAAAGCAGAGGUAGUUGAAAAUGAGGAGCCUGGAGCAACGUUUUCAUCGAAGUGCUCCGUAUUCAAGCUUGUUGAGAAACAGUAUACAAAAUUGGGCGUUGGAAUGUUGCAUUUGAAGGAAAUUGAUGGGAAGAAAAGCGUGCUAGUGCGAGCUGCGACCGCUAUUGGUACCGUAUGGAUCAACGCACUAAUGAACAAAACGAUGAAAGUGGCUAAAGCUGACGAGAAGGGAGAGAAAAUCAGAAAGAUUCGAAUUAGCCUUGAAGAAGUUCUACUCAUAUGGCUGUCACCGCGCACACAACUUUGA